Messenger RNA from Tetranychus urticae (two-spotted spider mite), 3141 nucleotides. It is a transcript of the gene heca, whose product is annotated as hdc homolog, cell cycle regulator. Lineage: Eukaryota; Metazoa; Arthropoda; Arachnida; Trombidiformes; Tetranychidae. The record is from RefSeq and is a predicted model, not a curated record.
CUGUCUUGUUAUUAUUAUUGUUUGGAGUUCAAUCUCAACUGAAGACUUGCUACUCAGUUUUGUUAUAACAGUUAAACUAGACAUUACCAACACUUUUUUUGAGAGAAAAAUUUUCAAAACAAAAAUUUUAUGUCUUAACACUUUAUAUUGCUAUUUUUCUUGACCAAUAUUCAACUCUUACUAUCUACUGAACAAUUGAAUGCAGUGUUCUUUGACUGUCAUUGAGUCAUUUGCUUUAAUUUCUACUUUUUUGUGUCUUCCUGCUCUCGAUUUUUCUUCUGGUUAAUUUAUAUUGUGUACCUUUUUUUGCAUAUUCAAUAAGAAAAACCGUUUUUUUCUUCUUCAUCACUUCACAGUUUUUUCUUUCUGCAUUUUUGCAUCCAUAUAUCUUUUUUGAUCAACAUGCCUCAGCGAGGUAAACAUCAUGGUGCUGAACCGGUCGAAGUUGAUUGUGGUCACAGUGAAAUUGAAGGUGGUAAACAUGGUCAUCAUCAUCACAAUAACAACAAUAAUUAUGCUUAUGUGCAUAAAGACUAUACCGGUGACUCAAAAGAUCCAAAUCUUACCAAGUGUUGCGUGCCAACCAAUUGUAAUUUGAAUCAACCCAUUCGUAUGGAAGAUUUAAAUGAUUGUGUUAAGGUUAUUUGUAACAAUGAAAAUUGUAAUCAAGGCCGUUAUAUGCACAAAAGCUGUUUCGAAGAUUUUCAAGCAACAGUUCUGACAUACCUUCGUUCAACCGGUCGAGCUCGAAGUUGGUCCGAAAAACAAAGGUUGCAAAAUUUGUGGACCAAAAAAGGUUACGAUUUAGCCUACAAAGCUUGUGGGUGUAAAUGCGGUAAGGGUCAUCUUCGUAAAGAUCUUGACUGGACAGCACCGGUUGCCACCAGUCCCGAAGAAACGGGUAAGAAAAAGAAGAACCGAAAAAAGAAGGCCAACGAUAAACCGUCUUUAAUAAUAAGUACAGCAAUGUCCAUAUCGAACGGGUCUAAUAAGCAUCAUGUCUCAAUUUCUACGGGUAAUAAUAAUUGCAGCUCAAACAAUAUGGCUUCUGGUGGAGCAGUAAAUUCAUCAUCGCCAAGUAAUGGCUCUGCAUUGCCUAUCAGUCGUCUUAGAACAUCAUCCAUGUCUUCUACUGGAUCUGGAGUUUCAGGAGCCUCUGGUGGCACUUCACCUCCUGUAAGUGGAUCCGAAUCACUUUCUCCUGGAUUCCUUGAUCAAUCCGCUUUCAUGAAGAAAUUUUUCGGUGCCGGGGAACAACAGCAUGGUUCUUUUGCGGCACCUUUUCCUCAUCAUCAACAAUCACAUCCUCACCAUUCUCACUUUCAUGAUUCUGGACGACGAGAAAGACGAGGAUCAGGAUCAAUUUUCUGUCGAAGGCAAGAUUAUUCUUCAUUCAAUAAUCUUCCAAAGCACAAAAUUAAUUCAUACCAUAUUAAAAUGGAAGAUGAUCAUGGAAAUGAUGAAACGCGCAAUUUCAUCCUCUCAACUCUUAGUGCUAAUCGAAUGAACCGAGUGUCAUGUAUCAUGUGUCACACUUCUAUGAUGAUUUUCGACAAAUAUCCAUUGAUUGAUGGGACCUUCUUCUUAUCACCAACUCAGCACAGUAAAGGAGCUGUGCUCACUACAGUUGAAGGUAAAAAUCAAUAUCUUAAUGCUGUAUGCAUGAGCUGUCUCGAAGGCUGGAAUUCAACCCUUAAAUGCCGUAGCUGCUCCACUUGCUGGACAGGAUCUCACCUUAUACUGGGCUCAAUGUACUCUUAUGAUAUUUUCGCUGCGGUCCCAUGUUGCACCGACAGGCUUCGGUGCAAUAACUGUAAAAAUCUAGUUAUCUCUCCUGAUCAUGGGUUACAAUUUUUCAGUCAUUAUUCUAAUGCAAUCGCCUGUGGACAUUGUGGAACUGUUGACUUUCAUUUUGCAAAACCCUUGCAAAUCAUCUACAACCGGACUGGUCGAGAAUGAUGAUGGUUUAAAAUCAACGACAUAUAUAUAUAUUUCUUUACAGAUUUAUAUAUAUAUUCAUAUAAUUCAGAAGCUCAAAGAAAUAUCAAAGAUUAUUCAUAUUUCUACCUUUUUUUGUCUUCAACUUUAAAGCAACUGAAAAGAGCAAGCCCAACUUUGUGUGUCUGAAAACCCAUUCACAUCUAUUAUUUAACAACUCCAGACAAUUCAGCUAAACAAUAAGCAACCUUGCUCGUUUACAACUUUAGCUCUCUUUGUCUCUCUGUCUCUUGUCCGUUUCUCACUUUCUCACUUUCCCUUUUCUCUCUCAUCCUCUCCCUUUCUACAUCACUUUUUGUCACAAUUAUUAUAACUGAUACCCUAUUGGAACCAACUUGCUUGAUUGGCAACAUUUUUUCUUCAAAUCUUUUUUUUUCAUUUUCUCUUCUUUUCUUAUUCUGUUUCAAUGGUAUGAUUAUCAUGUUCAAUCAUACUUAACCCUCAUUAUGCAUUCUGUUUAAUACCAAACAACAUUAGUUUAACAUUUACUGUUACCGGUGAAUCUUUGAAUGCAAUCACCACAACCAAAUUGAAAGAAAACCUAAAAAAAGUCGCUAGCUAUUCACUAGGAUAAAGGGCUGCACUUAUAACUCAAAUCAAGCUGAUGAGUUAUUUUUUUUAGAUAUAUUCAAGUCCUUAUCUACUUUUGUUUCUUUUUUCACAAUAAAACCACUUUUUGUUUGAAAAAAAUUUCUCCUCAUCACUUUAGCGUCUCCUUAUCCUUAACCAAAUCUAUCCUGCACCUUUCCUUUAAUAGCAAUCAAACUCCCUGAUUCCAUUCUUUUUUGAUACAAUCAUAAUCUAUUGGAAAUCGAUUACUGGUAAAAACUGAUGACCACUUGACCAAAACUCUCACUGGCCACAAAAAAAGACGGGUUAACAUUUUUUGCCUUUUGAUGAGAAUGAUUAAUUUUUUGGAAACCAGCAACAACUUAAAGAAUCUAAUUACUGAUUACUCUAAUUAAAGUAAAAGAAAUGUCCACAAUGAUAAUUAUCUUGCGAAAAAAUAUGCUAAUUAAAUUAAAUAUUGUCAAAAAUGAUAAGAAAGCAACAAUUAGAUGGAAAGAGUGUCUAAUCCACUCUGAUUUGCAUUAUUGUGUACUUUUAUUAUUAUUAUUAUUAUUAUUAUAUUAUUAUUAUUGA